Trichomonas vaginalis G3 is the source of this 837-nucleotide messenger RNA. Its product is annotated as protein polyubiquitination. The coding region runs from base 1 to 837 and encodes 278 amino acids. The record is from RefSeq and is a predicted model, not a curated record. Lineage: Eukaryota; Parabasalia; Trichomonadida; Trichomonadidae. The transcript has a single exon.
AUGGUUAAUAUCAAUUCCAUUGGUACUGUUCUCGUCAUAAAUUGUUUAAGAACUAUUGCUUCUCAAUUUAAUGUCAUUAUUGAUGGAGAAGACCAUGGAAAUUCAGAUAGGGCAGUCAAUGCAUCCCAAUACAUUAGUUUAGCCGCGAAUAUUUUAGUUGCAUUGUAUUUCAUUAUCCGCUGUAUCUUUGAAUUAGUUGGUACCAAACUUUUCUCCGAUGAUGGAAUUUCAGACUUUUCUUUGAUGCCAAUUUUUCUAUCUGUCAAUGGUAUAUACCAAGAAUUGUCGGCUUACAUUCGUAUGAGGCAGAUUACUAAUCAAUUAGAUAGUCUUCCAUCAAUUAAACCGGAAGAAGACGAUGUUUGCAUUAUUUGCAGAUUAGGAUACGAAGGAGAGGAAGCCAAAAGACUUCCUUGCGGUCAUACUUUCCAUGCAAAUUGCCUUGAAAGAUGGGUUAAAAGUCAUAACAGGUGUCCUAUUUGCGAACAAGAAAUUAAGUUCGAUGGAACAAUGGUCAACAUGUAUGAAACUCACACUCACAACCCUGAUGAUGAAAAUCAUGACCAUGAAGAAAAUCAAAAUAAUAAUCCAGGAAAUAAUGAGUUCGGUGAAGAAUUCCAUGAUCAUGAUCACGAGGACAAUAUGAUUCAUAAUGAAUUUAACAAUAAUAAUGAUUUCCAACAGCAAGAAAUUUUUAAUAACGUUCCAAACAAUCAUUUUGAUCAAAAUGAUAAUAGAAUGCAAGGUGAAGUUGACUUCCGACAGUAUGAUGACGAUCGCGUCGAAGAAGAAGAUCCAAAUACGUUCAAUUUCGCUGAUUUCAACGAUGGUAACUGA